This is a messenger RNA of Salvelinus fontinalis (brook trout), 2005 nucleotides long. RefSeq names its product IQ motif-containing protein H-like. The transcript has 5 exons. The record is from RefSeq and is a predicted model, not a curated record. Bases 1174 to 1728 code for a protein of 184 amino acids. Lineage: Eukaryota; Metazoa; Chordata; Actinopteri; Salmoniformes; Salmonidae.
UAUUAAUGCUUGUUGGUUUUUAUAUUAAACCAGUCAUUUAAUCUUGAUGUGCAGAAAGUACUAAAAAGCCUGCACACCAUCAGUCCUGAUAGAAACACACCAUCGGUCCUGAUAGAAACACACCAUCGGUCCUGAUAGAAACACACCAUCGGUCCUGAUAGAAACACACCAUCGGUCCUGAUAGAAACACACCAUCGGUCCUGAUAGAAACACACCAUCGGUCCUGAUAGAAACACACUAUCGGUCCUGAUAGAAACACACCAUCAGUCCUGAUAGUAACACACCAUCGGUCCUGAUAGAAACACACCAUCGGUCCUGAUAGAAACACACCAUCGGUCCUGAUAGAAACACACCAUCGGUCCUGAUAGAAACACACCAUCGGUCCUGAUAGAAACACACCAUCGGUCCUGAUAGAAACACACCAUCGGUCCUGAUAGAAACACACUAUCGGUCCUGAUAGAAACACACCAUCAGUCCUGAUAGAAACACACCAUCGGUCCUGAUAGAAACACACCAUCGGUCCUGAUAGAAACACACCAUCGGUCCUGAUAGAAACACACCAUCGGUCCUGAUAGAAACACACCAUCAGUCCUGAUAGAAACACACCAUCAGUCCUGAUAGAAACACACUAUCGGUCCUGAUAGAAACACACCAUCGGUCCUGAUAGAAACACACCAUCGGUCCUGAUAGAAACACACCAUCGGUCCUGAUAGAAACACACCAUCAGUCCUGAUAGAAACACACCAUCGGUCCUGAUAGAAACACACCAUCGCACACCAUCAGUCCUGAUAGAAACACACCAUCAGUCCUGAUAGAAACACACCAUCAGUCCUGAUAGAAACACACCAUCAGUCCUGAUAGAAACACAGUCCUGAUAGUAACACACCAUCAGUCCUGAUAGUAACACACCAUCAGUCCUGAUAGAAACACACCAUCAGUCCUGAUAGUAACACACCAUCAGUCCUGAUAGUAACACACCAUCGGUCCUGAUAGAAACUAAACAUUGCCACGAUUAAAAAGGUGUUAGGAUAAGAAAAAGUAAUUUUAGUUAUUUUCAUGUCAGUUCGUUGACUUAGCGUCUAAGUGGUGAUGCGAUGUGGGUGUGACAACAGCUAUUGUUCUGUUUAGGUGUGGGCAGUGGACCUGGACCUGAGCUAUAGUAACCAGUUGGCCAUGACCCAGCUGAUGCUCAUGAUGACGGGGGGAAGCCUGGACUGUCGGACCAGUCGUCUGGAGGUCCCCCUCACCAAGCCCUUCCUGCGCCACAAAGGAUCCACAGAGACUGCUCUCCCAGCGGUGGCCAGUCGUUAUGCGGUCCUGGGGAGCCGGCUGCUCCACACCAACCUGUCCAUGGUGCACUAUAGCGUCUUCUUCCAGAUGUGCAAGGCUCAAGGCAUCGGCUUCGACAUCAAGGAAAAGCAAGGCACUGUCUUUGUUCUGCAUGACAGCUGUGAGAGAUACAGUCUGGGGAUGGUAACCGUCGGUGACGACCUCCAGGGAGCCCUGAUGACCUUUGCUCGUAACCUGUCCAUCAUCCAUCAGGAGAUAUCAGCUCCCAACAUGCAGGGAGAGACUAACUUUAAGGGCCUAAUUAGGGACAUAGAAGAGGUUUUGGGAAUGACAAUCCAGAAUAAAGCCCAGGUGACCGAGGAAGAAGAGAAGACUACUACUGUCCGGACUAAACGGGGAUCACUGACCCACACAACUAGGAUACCUCAGUCACUUUAACGGAAGAAAUGCCACCGUUUUGAUCAGAUCAAUGCCAAUUAUUCCAACUGAUCAUUUCAGACCCUAUUAUCUAUUUCUAUCUGUAUUUCAUAAGAGUUUAUCUUACUAGGAACAAUACAUUAUUAUAUUCCUGAACAACUGUGAACUCUUAGUGUGUGAUUGUUCAUACUGUAGCCUAAACACAACCAGGAAACAAGUUGUAUGUUUUAAGAACAUAAAAAACUUUAUUAUAAAUUCAAAUGUUAAUUUAAUGUAGAGUCAUUUAUCGUAAGCUGAA